Messenger RNA from Mugil cephalus (flathead mullet), 2475 nucleotides. RefSeq names its product radial spoke head 10 homolog B (gene rsph10b). Bases 103 to 2337 code for a protein of 744 amino acids. The record is from RefSeq and is a predicted model, not a curated record. The transcript is spliced from 18 exons. Lineage: Eukaryota; Metazoa; Chordata; Actinopteri; Mugiliformes; Mugilidae.
ACUGCUGGCUUGUGCGCACAGCGACAAAUUGAUAAAGCACAAGGAGGAGAAGGAGACAGCGAUUAAAAAUUGGGAAACAGGAAGACGCCUGGACUUACAGAUAUGCUAAACAUGUCGGAGGAAAGAAAAACUAAAAAGUUGUCGACCUGCAGUCCAAGUUUAAGUAGUUCAGCUUUAGCUGAACCGAGUAAUGAGCAGCCCGAGAAGGAUGGCUUCUAUGUACUUCCUCCAUUUCUGGUCUUAAUUAUACAAAGAUACGAAGGAGAAACCAAUGAAGGGCAGUUUCAUGGAGAAGGUGUUGCUUGUUUUGAAGGAGGCCACGUGUAUAAGGGAAUGUUUUCCGAAGGACUCAUGGAUGGACCUGGUGUCUUCACACUUGCAACUGGACUUAAAUAUGAGGGAGAAUUUGUGCGCAACAUUCCCAUGGGCCAGGGCACAUACACCUGGUCAGAUGGUAGCUCUUAUAGGGGGGAAGUCUACAAUGGUAUACGACACGGCACGGGAACCUACAAAAGUGCCAUUAACGGCGUGACCUACAGCGGACAGUGGCAUCAUGACAAGAGGCAUGGAAAGGGCACAGUGUAUUAUAAUGUGGAAAAGACGUCCUGGUACAAAGGAGACUGGGUGAUGAACAAGAGAGAGGGGUGGGGAGUUAGAUGCUACCCUUCUGGUGACAUUUACUCUGGUGAGUGGAGGAACAACCUGAGACAUGGAGAGGGCACGAUGAAGUGGCCAAACCUGGGGCAGGAGUAUGUUGGGAAAUGGCGCGAUGGAGCCCAGCACGGGCAAGGCACAUACGUGUGGACCUUGAGGCGAGCGGAUGAGUCCCAGUAUUCCCAGAGCAAUCAGUACAAGGGGGAUUUCAGUCGGGGUCAGAGGCACGGACUGGGAACCUUUUACUACGCCGGCGGUGCCAUCUACGAAGGAGAAUGGAAGAACAAUAAGAAAGAGGGGCAGGGCAAAUUCACUUUCACGGACGGGCGCGUGUUUGAAGGAAAAUUCGUGGACGAUCAGAUGAUGACAGCCAACUCGAAUGAAAAGCGAACUCCCACUCCUCUCGGUACAUUUCCUUUAUCAGAAACUGGCUUACCUGUGCUUGGACCUCACAUGGCUCUGAACAUCGAUUGCCUUCUGGACAAAAUCCCCGAGAGAAAGCGUGACACUGAGCGCAAACAGGUGGAGUUUGUGGUGCUGAGGCAGGACAUGGAGCUGAAGUCGAUAUACAGUUUCUAUAGUCGCCUCGGCCGGGCCCAUUCUUCAGACAACACCUUCCUGCUGUCCCGCAUGCAGUUCUGGCGCCUGCUCAAAGACUGUAACAUCCACCACCGCGGAAUUACCCUGACACAGAUAGACCAUUUCAUCAGAGAGGAUGAAAACUCAGCUGAGGUUCACUCUCCCGUCACUACUUUCCUGUUUCAGCAACUCCUCAGCUACCUGGUGAUCGUGGCCUACCACAUCUACAGUAACGUCAUGGUGUCACAAAAAGACCUUCUGGCAGCCUGCUUAACCAAACUGAUGACUGAUGACAUCCUCCCAAAUGCAAAGAAUGUAAAAGGCCUCCUGUUCAGGCAGCCUGAGUUUGCAGUGAAGGCUAUGAGCUACAGGAAGAGGUGCUGGGAAGUAUAUCAGGCGUACUGCAGGGACAACGCACCACGUCGAGAUGACCAGACCAUGACCUGCCUACAUCUGCUGUGGAUGUUCAAGGAUCUACAUCUACUGGACCAUAAGUUGACCACUCUGAGGCUAUUGGAGAUCGCUAAUGCAGAGAACUGUGACAACAACCCGUCCUCCUGUGUGGAUCUGGAGAUUACGUUCCUGGAGUUUUUCGAGGUACUUCUGGGUUGUGCAGAAGUUAAGUGUCAGCAGGUUUCUGAAGCCCUCGGGGAGGACCGGCCCCAGUCUGGUUCUGACCCUGAGGCCAGGAUGGAUUUACCUGAGGCAGGAGCCAGGGAGGAAAUAAUGCAGACGACAGACAGCUCAUCCCCAUCGACGGGGACUUCCACUGAUCAGGAUGUGGGGAGUCAACACGUCAAGACUGAAAUAAGUGAGACACCGCAAUCUGCAGUUGUGUUUCCUCUAGAACACACAGAAGAGCUCAGAGGUGAAGGAACAUGUGUGGAAACCAGUGACACGGAGGCCAGAAAAGACCAGGACCUGGAUCUGGAACAGAGGAUCCAGACAGUCCAUCAGUUCUUUAAUCAUUUUCUUUUCCCAGCAUAUGACCAUCACCAGUUAGUGACCAGAAAGAUGAAUGAAGAGAAGCCCCCCCUGGUGGCGGGGGGUCAAAGACACAUCACUGUGGCUAAGGCCCAGGAAAUGGUUAAAGGGACAUUGUGAAGCAGAUGAAGGACACAAGAUGCAGUGACAGAAGCAUCCAAGAAACUUGUUGAAAACAGGAUGAAACUAACUCUUCUAUAUUUGUACAAUCAAUGCAGUGUAAAAUUUGUUCUUUUUCAAAUACAGUCAGUAAGUCAG